Molecule: messenger RNA, 3796 nt
Organism: Nilaparvata lugens (brown planthopper)
Lineage: Eukaryota; Metazoa; Arthropoda; Insecta; Hemiptera; Delphacidae
Product: annexin B9
Exons: 8
Coding region: 210-1172 (320 amino acids)
Cellular component (GO): cytoplasm
Molecular function (GO): calcium ion binding; calcium-dependent phospholipid binding
Source: RefSeq, a predicted model, not a curated record
CAUAAUCAUCAUCAUCCACGAUCAGAAAUUCCGUCAUUGCUGGCUCUACAUCUAAAAGUCCGCCUCAGUAUUCUGCCGCUCCCGCUUUACCUAUAGACCGACGUUUUCGCCGCGACGCUCUCAGUCUUUCUUCAGCUUUCGCCGGUGAUAGUUGUGCGUUGUCGAAUUUGUGUACUGUGCUCUUGGAUUAACACAUCAUCAGUAUCAACAUGGCUAACUUCUACCCAACCAAAUGCUCAAUCACGGUGUUCCCUGCCGAUCCGUUCGACCCGAAAGAGGACGCCGACAUUUUGAGGGCGGCCAUGAAGGGGAUGGGCACCGACGAGCAGGCCAUCGUUGACAUCCUCGGCAGGAGAAGCAUCACUCAGAGGCUCGAAAUCGCCGAGACUUUCAAGACUCUCUACGGAAAGGAUCUGAUCAAAGAGCUGAAAAGUGAGCUGGGAGGCAACUUUGAGGAUGCAAUUGUUGCUUUGCUUACUCCUUUGCCUGACUUUUAUGCCAAAGAGAUCCAUGACGCCAUUUCUGGAGUUGGAACCGAUGAAGAAGCUCUUGUCGAAAUUCUUUGCACGCUCAGCAAUUACGGAAUUAAAACUAUUGCAGCCACUUACAAGAAACUUUACGACUCAAAUAUGGAAGACGACUUGAAGGGAGAUACAUCAGGACACUUCAAGAGAUUGCUUGUCUCAAUUUGUAUGGCGAAUCGAGAUGAAAAUGAUGUAGUGGAUGAGCAAGCAGCCUCUGAUGCUGAGGCCCUCAUUUCUGCAGGUGAAGGUCAAUGGGGCACUGAUGAGUCAGUAUUCAACUCGAUCCUUGUGAGUUCUUCGUACGCUCAACUGCGCAGAAUCUUCCAGGAAUACGAGAAGCAGUCGGGAAGGGACAUCGAGGAAGCCGUCAAAUCAGAACUGGAGGGAAGCCUUGAGAGCGGAUACCUUGCCAUUAUCAAGAGCGUGAAGAACAAGCCAAAGUAUUUCGCUGAGAGACUGGAGGCAGCCAUGAGUGGAGCUGGCACUGAUGACAAGACCCUCAUCAGGAUAGUUGUCGGCCGAUCAGAGAUUGAUCUCGGUGACAUCAAACAGGAGUAUUACAACCUUUACAACAUGAUGCUCGAAGAGCGAAUUUCUAAUGACUGUUCUGGUGACUACAAGAGAAUACUAAUCGCAGUGGCUUCGUAAUUCAGCAGCUUGCUUCCAUUUUGUCACACGCUCUACUUCAACACAGGAUUGCAUGGGUGCUCUGGGCUCUGGGUCCUUCCUCUCUACUACAGCUUGCAUGCCACACUGUGCGCUACCAUCCAAAAUUAUUACAAACAUUUUUUAAAAUUCGAACGAAAAAUUCUUACAAACUUUUUUCAAAGGUCAAAUGAAAUUACUGGAAUGCUUCUCGUCAACUGGAUCAAAUUUCGCAGAAUGACAGUUAGUUAUGAUGUUGUCCCUUAUUGUAGAAAUGUUCAAUCAACUCUUUUGAAAGUCAAAUGAAAAAUUCUUACAAACUUUUUUCAAAAGUCAAAUGAAAUUAGGCUACUGGAAAGCUUCUCGUCAACUGGAUUAAAUUUCACAGAAGGACAAUUAUAGUUACGGUAUUAUGUCCCUUAUUGUAGAAUGUUCAAUCAACUCUUUUAAUUGUCAAAUGAAAAAUUCUUACAAACUUUUUUCAAAAGUCAAAUGAAAUAUUACUGGAAUGCUUCUUGUCAACUGGAUUAAAUUUCACAGAAGGAUAAUUAUAGUUAUUAUGUCCCUUAUUGUAGAAAUUUUCAAUCAACUCUUUUAAAAGUCAAAUGAAAAAUUAUUACAAACUUUUUUCAAAAGUCAAAUGAAAUUAGGCUACUGGAAUGCUUCUCCUCAACUGGAUUAAAUUUCACAGAAUGACAGUUAGUUAUGAUGUCCCUUAUUGUAGAAAUGUUCAAUCAACUCUUUUAAAAGUCAAAUGAAAAAUUCUUACAAACUUUUUUCAAAAGUCAAAUGAAAUUGCUGGAAUAUUUCGUCAACUGGAUCACUAAUUUCACUGAAGGACAAUUAGUUAUUAUGUCCCUUAUUGUAGAAAUGUUCAAUCAACUCUUUUAAAAGUCAAAUGGAAAAUUCUUACAAACUUUUUUCAAAAGUCAAAUGAAAUUAGGCUACUGGAAUGCUUCUCGUCAUCUAGAUCAAAUUUCAUAGAAGGAUAGUUAGUUAUUUUGUCCCUUAUUGUAGAAAUGUUCAAUCAACUCUUUUAAAAGUCAAAUGAAAAUUCUUACAAACUUUUUUCAAAAGUCAAAUGAAAUUGCUGGAAUAUUUCGUCAACUGGAUCACUAAUUUCACUGAAGACAAUUAGUUAUUAUGUCCCUUAUUGUAGAAUGUUCAAUCAACUCUUUUAAAAGUCAAAUGGAAAAUUCUUACAAACUUUUUUCAAAAGUCAAAUGAAAUUAGGCUACUGGAAUGCUUCUCGUCAUCUAGAUCAAAUUUCAUAGAAGGAUAGUUAGUUAUUUUGUCCCUUAUUGUAGAAAUGUUCAAUCAACUCUUUUAAAAGUCAAAUGAAAAAUUCUUACAUACUUUUUUCAAAAUGCAAAUGAAAUUACUGGAAUGCUUCUCGUCAACUGGAUUAAAUUUCACUGAAGGACAAUUAGUUACUAUGUCCCUUAUUGUAGAAAUGUUUAAUCAACUCUUAGUUGCAAAAUACUAUGUUUUAAUAAUUUGAUUAUAUGGUAUAUGAGAUAUUGUGGUUUUUCUCCAUAAUUGAAAGAAUAAGACGUUUAUUUUGUCAAUACCACAAGUUGACGUUGGUGUUGACAACAUCAACGUCUUAUUCUUUCAACUAGUUUUCAUUUGACAUGGAUAUUAAUUUGUAGAUGGCAAAUCAAUUCAAGGAUUGAAGUGAAGAUUUAUCUACUAAAUUAAAUUUAGCAAACAUUUGCUUUAUAACAAACAUGCUUUUAUUUUCAUAGAUACAUAUACAAGAAAAUAUUAGAGCAUAGAAAUAAUUAAUAAAAGAAAAUUCCAAACUAGAUCACAUUAUUACUGAUUUUUCUCAAAGAUAAUAUUGUGAAAGUAGGUGUAGAUUAGGGAAACAAUUUGUUACAGAAAUGUCUUGAGUUUGCUAAGGCCAGUAAAAUUUGUUUAAAAUGAGUGUAGGUUUGGAAAAUGAUUUGUUAGCGAAAUGCCUUGGUUUUCUAAUGCCAAUAAAAUUAGACAAAAGACUGAAACAAAAAUGUUGUGUGACACCGAUAAAAUCAAAAUAUUUGUAGAGCAGCUAAUAAGCCACGAAAAAUCUACUAAAAUAAUAAUUUAGUAUUCUUUCUUCUACACAUUAUUCGAGUUGGCUAUAGUAUUGAGAUUCGCCAUAUUAUAGUUUCUAUACCCUCUGCCCUCUAUAAAAUCUAAGUUAGCUACUAUAAAAUCUUUGCCAGCUAUAGUUUUAAAAGUUUCAAAAUUAUAGUUUGAAGUUUAAAAAAGUUUUGCUCUAAUCGAUAGAAAUAGCAAUAAUUGCUCUGUUACUACUGAAAUUCAGUUGCAAAUAGCAGAGAUGAAGUAAAUCAUAUAGGUAGUUUUCAAUAUAAACAAUAUAGUUUUCGUUACUCUAUGCAAAUAAUUAUCUUCUAUAAUCUACUUAUUCGAACUCUAUAUUUAGAAAUAAGACGUAGUCAUAAGCAAAUUUAUUGUACAAAUGUUGGCCUAUCGCUUUGCAUUCUUUAAUGAAGUUCAUUAAAUUAAAAAUUAAUAUCCUUUAACAAUUAUGCACUCAGUAAUUUAUGUUCAACCAUAACAUAGAUUUAUAUAAGGCUGGCAUGUUUUAAUAUAAUGCAACCGAUGAUUAGUUACAAGAU